Molecule: messenger RNA, 588 nt
Organism: Corylus avellana
Lineage: Eukaryota; Viridiplantae; Streptophyta; Magnoliopsida; Fagales; Betulaceae
Source: RefSeq, a predicted model, not a curated record
AUGGUUUGCUUUAGAAGAAACCCACUUCCAUGGUUUGCUGUUCUUGCUCCAUUGCUGAUUUCUGCUGGUUUUUUGGGAUUUGGGUUCUCCUCCGUGCUCCUUACAUCUACAGUAUUGAUCAUCUUGUCUACUGUUUACUUUACAUUCUCAAAAAGCAGAGGAAGCUCAUCGCAAAUGGAAGAUGUUGUGUCAGAACCUGAUCAGCCUGAAAGUGAAUCUAUGUCAGAAAAGAAGGAAGACCAAGAAGUUCAAUAUUUUGUCACAUCACCUGAUUCGCUAUCAGAGAGUGAAGGCAUCUAUCGCUUAUCAACAAGUGAGGAAUCGGAUGGUUCAAUUUCUGACGAGGAAAGCCUCAUUGAAAUUGCUCUUCCAAGUGGGCAAUAUGUUGGUCAUACAGAAGAGCAGCCUAAGGUAAUUAGUAAGCAGCAGAAAGUGGCUGCAGAUUUCUCGCCUGAAUCCUUUUUCCAGCCACAUUGUCUGAUGGAGCUUUUCUCUGAUAUAAAUGAGAUGAACGAGGAAGACAACUUGAUUGAGAUUGACAUCUCCAUGGGCUCCAUCAAGUGUUCAAGGUUUGAGAUCGAAGCUUGA